UUACUUACAUAUGCACCUCACCGCCGCGACAAAUUAGCACCGGCGAGCGAGCGAGAGCCAGCAAGCGACGAACCCCGGAUCACUCGAGCCGGCCUGUUAAUUAAUUUCUUGGGGUGCGAGAGGGGAGGCGAAGAUGUCGUGGCAGACGUACGUCGACGAGCACCUGAUGUGCGAGAUCGAGGGCCACCACCUCACCUCCGCCGCCAUCGUCGGCCACGACGGCGCCGUCUGGGCGCAGAGCGCCGCCUUCCCGCAGUUCAAGCCGGAGGAGAUGGCCAACAUCAUGAAGGACUUCGACGAGCCCGGGUUCCUCGCGCCAACCGGGCUGUUUCUUGGACCCACCAAGUACAUGGUCAUCCAAGGUGAACCUGGUGCCGUCAUCCGCGGCAAGAAGGGAUCAGGAGGCGUGACGGUAAAGAAGACUGGGCAGGCGCUGGUGGUCGGCAUCUACGACGAGCCGAUGACACCGGGGCAGUGCAACAUGGUGGUUGAGAGGCUCGGUGACUACCUUGUAGAGCAGGGCCUGUAGAUCGAUCAAAGCCACUGUCGCCAUUGCCAAAGUUGAGCUACAAGCCAGCCAAACGAACCACAUCACAGUACUGUAGAUCAUAUCAAUAUGCAUUUCUCUCUAGCCACCGCGCAUGGGAUUGUGGUUUAAUUUCUGCCAACACCGCACAUUGCAGAUCACUUCUCGAUCUGCCAUAGUUUUUUUUAAUCCCUCGUUCUUCAUGUCGUUUUGGCUAAUAAUUUUGUUUUUUUUUUUUGGUUUAUGACGGUUUGGUCAUUUAUGGCUGACCUUUGAAUUGUGAAUCUGGAACAACAUAUAUGUGAUUGGCAUUGUUUCGUUGCAAUACAAAGAAAAAAAAAGUCUACAUUCAUCCAA
Molecule: messenger RNA, 883 nt
Organism: Oryza brachyantha (malo sina)
Lineage: Eukaryota; Viridiplantae; Streptophyta; Magnoliopsida; Poales; Poaceae
Product: profilin-A-like
Exons: 3
Coding region: 134-529 (131 amino acids)
Cellular component (GO): cell cortex
Molecular function (GO): actin monomer binding
Source: RefSeq, a predicted model, not a curated record